CAGCUGUUUGAGGGAGGUAGAGGCGAUAUUUAGCUUCCUACUACAGCGUUGUUUAGUUUUGUAUUUUUAGCCUGGUUAACGGGACACUUCCCCCUCCUCCGUGUCCAGACUCUUCAGCCUCAGCUCGCAGCACAUUUUGGUUUACAGGCGUUGGUGUUGACGAUGGUUUUGUCAACAUCCCAUCAAGUCGCCCUGGCGUUCACGGCCGUGCUCUUCACGUUUGUCGUCCUGCCCAGGAUGUUUGGUGUCGGCGGCGGCUCCGGGACGAAGGAGUCCAGAUUUGACCCCCGGUACAGCCGUAAAGCAGCGGGUUCGAGCGCGGUGAAAGGUCAGUCCAUCAACGUGAACGCCCCUGGUUCCCCUCAGAGCCCUGAGAACGUGCAGCAGAUGAAGAAGCUGAUGGAACAAGAGCUGAAGAACGACAAGUACAAGACCAACAACAACAACAGCAAAGGCUACGUGUUCACACUGAUGCCCCUCUAUGCCAUCGGGGUGGGAGUGUUUGCAGCGUACAAGUUUUUGAAGAUCAAGUCCUCAGAUGAGCAGGCACAGAAGACCAAAUUAACAAAAGGAGCCAAAAAGUCUGUGGAGGCAGAAAACCAGUUGAACGAGCUGGAACAAAGGUUAGCACAGACCGAGAGGAUGCUCAACUCCAUCCUCACGCAGCUGGACCCGCUCACUAACUGUGUGAAGUCGGUGGCUCAGGAGCAGAAGAACGAGAUCAUGUCUCAACUCCAGACCAUCCGGUACCUGAUGAAGAAGAGGGGAAUGGAAUGUCCGCCCCUGAACCUCAACGAGGCGUCCUGCGGGCGUAAUCUGGAUGAGCUCAUCGAGUCGCUCGGAGCCAGAGAAACCUUGAUGGCGGCGGAAGCUUCUCUGGCAGAGAAUCAAACCUCUGGAGGAACAGCGGAGGCUCCUGGGAAAGACUAUGUAAAGCAUGUGGAAGCUGAAGAUGAAGCUGCGACAGAAGGGGAGGAGAUGAAGGAGCUCAGUCCAGAGAAAUCUGAAGGGGAGGAAGAGGAAGAUGGAAAAGAGGAAGGUGUAGAAGAGGAGGAGGAGGAGGGGGAAGGGGAAGGGGUGGAGGACCCGCAGCUGAUGCCUUCGUUAGAGAGCUCGUGUGAGACAAACAUUGAGGAGAUCGGAGCGGAGCAGGCGGCGUCGGGCCUCAGGAGACGCAACAGACCUGAAUGAACUCCCUGCAGGACUCCUGCACCGCACAGACAUGUGACAGAUUAUUGUGAUUAUUUAUUAUCAGAGAAGCUUUCACUCCAAAAGGCUUUUUGCAUACACAUCAAAACACAUAUUGCAUUUAGAUGACACAUGAAAAGCUCUCUAAACAGCAAGACAUCGGGCUCUAUUUUCUUGUUGUAGCACAAAGUUCACUUCAUGCAGGACAUGUCCACGUCUGUCUGCUGUUAUCGCAUGUACAGGUUCAGCGUACUGUGUGCAGAGGCUUUGGCUCGGUAAUUAUUCAUCAUCCUCUCAGUCAAUCACAAACAUGAGGGAGAGGGGGUAACUCCAGGUUAAACACUCAGAGCUUCAAUGGUGGACAUGCCUAACCUCAGACAAAGCAGGUAAAGUUCCAGAUAAGAGAUGAACCCGUGUUAAAUCACCGCCUAACUACCAUCGCUUCUCUUGACCCUGAACCAAACAGAGACCCCAAUAACUCUCUCUUGUGAUUUCUUUCAUAUGUUUCCAGGUGUAUUCAUUCUCCAGGUACUGACUUCAAAUCUACGUCUAAGACAGGAGCGGAAACUAGUUUUGAUUUAGUGUAAGUCAUUGUGUUAUUUGAUUGCCAUCAUGUGAAAGCUCUGCUGCAGCAGCUGAAAGAGUAAGCCUCAAACAGAAUCCCUCAUUUAUAGGAGUAACGUCUGAUCUACUUCCUAAUGAUGGAGGAGUGUUUCAGAAGCCGAGCUUACCCGCUUGCACAGUUUGUGAUUUUAUUCUGCGCAAGUUGUGCUUCCUGAAUUUUUUUCAGCUCUUCCCUUCUAGCCUUGAAUACGUGUUCACGUAUGCGUUAUUUAUUAAUUUACUGUCAUUUGUGGAAGUGGGCUGGCUGCUGCUGGUCGUGCUUGUGAUUGGUAAUUGACUUCAAACAUCAUCCCUCUUCUGUGAGCGUGCUCACAGCCAGACGUGGAAACAGCAGGGUCUACUAACAGCACUGAUAACCUCUCGGUGUGACCACUUAGUUUGGGCUUAUUGGAGCAGUUAGAGUAAACAUAUCCGGCGGGGGUGUUUGACUUGCUUCAUAAUACAAGCAUGUGGCGCUUUAGACUAAAUUCGGAAAGAACUAACAAUUUGUUUUAUUAUCUUAUUUUUCAUCCUCUUCUAUGCUCAUCAUCUCCUGAUAGGUUUAAAGAAACGCACGUUUUGCAUAAUCGCCACACAUUGUGUUUUCAUUAACACCACUACACUACUACAUGAGUGGGAGAUGGUGUUGUUUCUGCAAACAUAUUGUUUGUAUAUCUGUCCACAGGUGUUUAGAUAUCAAUCAUAAUGCGACAACAUAAAGGGAAGACAUACUUUAUCAAUCCCUGAGAGGAUUGAUAAAUCGAUCCUCUGUUCCAUUGUUCUCUUGCAGUCGACCAAACUUACCUGGACACAUAGUGCAGUGGUUUGCGCUGUUGCCUCACAGCUAGAAGGUUCCUUGUUCAAAUCCCUGUUGGCAGUUUGCAUGUUCUCCCCUGUGCAUGCAGGGGUUCUCUCCAGCUUCCUCCCACAGUCCAUAGCUGUUCCUGUUGGGUUAAAUGGUGAUUUAAACAAGGGGUGAGCUGUCAAAAACUGGAGAGAAGGAGACUUUUUUUCAAUCAUGCUACAUGCACUUAGACCAGGAAUACACACAUGCACAAACAGGAUCCUGUGGACAUGCUCUAAUGGGGGAGAUGUUGGAGUGAGGGAGCUGCACAGCAGUGGGUUUGGUGAGACUUUAGUCCGUACAGGGACCUGAAGUCCCUACAGGCUGAGCCACUGAUGCACAAACACAUAAGGCGUUACCUGUUUUAGACUUUGUGCUGACAUGAAAAUAGAGCCCGUAAUGUUCAACAGACACAUUUUUCUAACAUUAAUAAUAACUUUUUAAUAUUGCCUGUUUUUGGAAUGACAUUUAUAGAUAUUUUGACAAAUUGUAUUUAUCGUUUUAGGUUGCACCUGCUGUAAUGCUGAAGCCAAACAUUUAAAGUAUAUAUGCUACAUUACAGGUAGAAGGUGUGGGGUGCUCUUAAACUAAAUAUGAACACACGUUUUGUGUAAUGACAAGAAAAGAGGUUUGAUUUAUUUAUUUAUUUUUUUUGUUUCAAUGUUUUGGUUUUUUCUGGCUAACAGCACCAAGUCCCCCUCUUCACUCUCUCUAAAUCUGACCUCUGCUGCUCUUCCUGUAACUUUCAACGGUGCAAUUUGCUGCUUGCAUUUAGCCAUAAAUUCUACUCAUUCUGCCUUUACAGUCAGCAACAGUCACCUGCUUAUUUCCUUUAUCAAUAACUUAAUAGACACAAAUGAACUCA
Molecule: messenger RNA, 3500 nt
Organism: Labrus bergylta (ballan wrasse)
Lineage: Eukaryota; Metazoa; Chordata; Actinopteri; Labriformes; Labridae
Gene: ccdc107
Product: coiled-coil domain containing 107
Biological process (GO): synaptic transmission, cholinergic; protein localization to cell surface
Cellular component (GO): neuron projection; intracellular membrane-bounded organelle; neuronal cell body
Source: RefSeq, a predicted model, not a curated record